AUGAGCUCCUUCUUAUUCCAUUAUUUCCUUCUUUCUCUUGCUUUCUUCUUCACUCCCAAGCUCUUCCUUCAAAAUAAGAAGCUCAAAAACAUCCCACCUGGUCCACCUUCUGUUCCCUUUAUCGCCAAUCUCCACCAACUGAAAAAGCCACUUCAUCGUGCCCCUCACCGGAUUUCUCAACGUUAUGGCCAAAUCAUUUCUCUUUGGUUUGGCUCUCGUCUUGUCGUCGUUGUCUCGUCGCCGUCCGCAGUCCAAGAAUGCUUCAACAAAAACGACAUCGUCCUGGCGAAUCGGCCCCGCUUUCUUACCGGACAGUAUGUUUCUUACAACUGCACCAUCAUAGACUUCGCUCCAUAUGGCGACCACUGGCGCAACCUCCGUCGCAUUACGGUAGUCGAGAUGCUCUCGAGCCACCGUCUAAACGCAUUCUUGGAAAUGCGAAGAGACGCGAGAUGA
Neltuma alba is the source of this 456-nucleotide messenger RNA. Its product is annotated as isoflavone 3'-hydroxylase-like. The transcript has a single exon. The coding region runs from base 1 to 456 and encodes 151 amino acids. Lineage: Eukaryota; Viridiplantae; Streptophyta; Magnoliopsida; Fabales; Fabaceae. The record is from RefSeq and is a predicted model, not a curated record. Gene Ontology annotation, molecular function: iron ion binding; oxidoreductase activity, acting on paired donors, with incorporation or reduction of molecular oxygen; monooxygenase activity.